GUUUCCAGUAAUACCACUGGCACGGGUAUCCAGCGCGCGGGAGGUCACUGGAUCGGAAAAAUAGGGACUGCUCUAUUUUGGAAUAUUGAUUUCCAGUUACCAGGAUGCUUGACUGGAUUGAAAUGUGACCUACGGAAUACAGAUUCAGUUUCUGACUGGAUCCAGUGCUAGUGUUACUGGAAAAAGUAGAAAGAUCAAUGUAAAUCAGCCGUUAUUGUAAUUUAAAUUUUGUAUAUGGUAAUACUAUUUUUAAAAAAUGACCGAAUAAAUGCCGAUGCCGAUCUUUUGCCCCACGCGAUUUUCAUCUUGUGCAAAUCUGAGUACGCGUUAAUUCCAAGUGAUUUGGUGUUUAGUUGUGAAAAUGUAUAGAAAUAAGAAAGAUGUUGAUAAGUACGUUGAGAACUUGAUGUCCAAAUUAUCUGCGAAAGAGUUCAAAACGCGAGCUUAUUCGGUGGCACGACUUUAUUUCGAAGUGGGGGACUAUUCUAGUUGCAAGCAAUACGUUGAACAAUAUCUGACUCAAAAAGACAACAAUGCAGCUGCUUACAAACUACUUGGACAGGCUUUGCAGAAAUUGGGACAAAAAGAAAAAGCUCUUGAGCAAUAUAAAACAUCCCUUGAUAUUGACCCUACUCAAACAUGUACCAUACUGGAUAUUUGUGAGCUUCUUGCCGAUGAUGAGAUUACUAUUGACUUGGGACGUGCCAAAUAUUGGUAUGAGAAAGCUGAAGCUACAUUUCCCAGACAUCCUGUAACAUACAAAUUACGUGAAAGACUGGUAACCAUCUCCAACCCAGACCCAGCUGCACUUGUUAGUCUGUUGACUAAUGAACUGGCUGUGCGACCUAAGGAUGCAUUACUUCAUGCACGCCUUCUUAAACAUUAUUUGCAGUCAAACCAAAUCAAAGAAGCUACAGAUCAUGCUUGUAAUGUGGAGUUUAGCAGAAACAAUUUUCUUAACAAUUAUUCCUGGUAUGAAACACUUAUUGAGAUCAUCAAGCACAAUUCCUACAACAUGAGUGAUUGGCUUAAUCAAUUAUUUCUACUAACUGUUAGGGAGCGUAUUUGCGUUUUGAGCCUCACAGAAACACCAAGUGGCUCAUCAAAGAGUUUAGUUGAAUCAAAUGACCUUUUACAUGCUUAUGAUCAGGCUAUAGAAGCUGUGACAAAGGCAGGAGCCUCACCUGGGUUUGCUGAAUUCCAUUCAAGCCUGUUACAGCACCAUAGAGGUCAAUUGGCAUUCCAUGUAGCCACCUAUCUUCUAAAGAAGGCUAAGAAAGAUCAAUUGAGUUGGAGACACGCUACCAAUACUGCCUCACCUCUCAUGUUGAUUGCUUGGCAUGUAGCACCUCUUGAUCCAAAAGUAAACUGGCUUGCUAGUGGCCCUGAAAAACAACAACAAGCAGUGCAACGCUGGUAUUCAGAAGGAGCUUAUAGGUGUUCUCAAUCUGGACACUACUUACUUGCUAAUAUGAAAGAAAAAAAUCAAUCAAUCUUGGAUCAAAUAUCUCAGAGUUGCUCUGGUACACAUUGGAGAGAUAAGUUAUAUGAAAAGAUUUUCACUGGUAGAGGACAUUUGGCAAAGAUAAAAUCUUCUUACUUGGCUUCUGACACCUUUGUAGCUCCUACUCUGAGAUUACCAAGAAGAAUUGAAGUUGAAACUUAUGAUCUGCAAGCACAACACCAGUUUGCCAACUCACUACAUCAUUUUGUUUGGACACUUUUAAAUUACAAGAAUUAUGCACACUUUAAGUGUACUCUUUUUGAUAUGCUGACGCCUAUUGCAUCAACUUGUGGUCCUGAGACCCUGAAUAAAUUGGAUAUUCAUGCUUUUCUUUACUGUGCUGCUCUAACAGCUGGACAACAAAAAUCCAGAGAAGUGACUUAUUUGUCUGACAAACCUACAGUUUUACCUGCUAAUAUUACAGACCUACUUUGUUCUUUACUUCAAAUGAAAUGGUGGGACUGUGCUUAUAAAUUCAGUCAAAACGAAUUGGGAACUGAGCUAACGGAUAUUCGCGCGACCAUAAGUCGAGGUAUUGAAGUCGUGCGAUGUGUUGACAGCCAUGGUUUGGAUCUUGAGAUGUUAUGUUUACUUGGCCGCAUUUUUAGUGAGAAGGCAAAAUUAACAACUGGUGUAGAUGAAAAGACAAAUUUUGAAAUCAGAGCUGGAGUGUAUUAUUCUUCUGCAAUACCUUUACUUGAAAAGUUGAAAUGUAAAAUUGUAGUAAAACUGCCUGAGAAAAGAAUGUUUGAUUAUACACACAAGGAACUGAAUACUAAGGAAUUGAUAGCCUUAAUUAGUGAAAGUAAACUUUUUGUUGCGGUUAACCACUUGAAUGAUUGUGAUUAUGAUAGGGUCAUUGAAAUUCUUUCUAAUGUGAAAACACCUCAAGCAUUUUAUUAUCUGAGUCAAACUUAUAAAAAAAUCGCAGUGGAAGAAAAUAAUACAUCUACAGAUGUUAAUGAAACUAAAUCUAAAUGUUCUGCUUUGCUCUCAAAGGCUAAAAAUUAUGCCUAUAAAGCUUUAGAUUUGCUUAAAAAUAUUGAAACAACCAAAGAUGAUCCUUUGUAUUCUGACACACAGUUAUUAAUAGAAGAUAUUGAAACACAAAUAAAUAAAAUUGAUCCCGAACUGUCAGGUAAUAUUGGAAAUGACCCUGAUGGAAAAUAUUUGUCAGAUGAAAAUAUUUCAUUAGCUGUAAGUGAGUCUAUUCCGCUGCGUACAAACUCACACGUAUUUCGAAAUCUUAGCUCAACACCUAAACAAGCACCUAAUCCUAAUGCUACCAAUUACCGUACUGCUGUAGAUUCUCACAUAUUAGAGAGUACUAGAGUAGAUCAACCAUAUUUGGAAAGAAUUGAACAUGAAAUAAAAAAUUUGCAGAAGAGAGACACAACUAUCAAUGACUUUAUGGAACAAACAAAAAUGUGGUUUGACGAAAAUCGGAAAUUGGGUAACCAAAUAAUAAGCACUAUUCACUCUAAUAUUCAAAAUACAACAGACCAAUUUAAGCUGCUAAAGAUCUCAGUUGACCAAGUAAAAGAUCAAAUAGAUGAGUGCAGAAAUGAAUGUAAAGAUGUGGGCGAUCUGAAGAAACAAAUAGCAGAAUUAAAAAAAGAAGUAAAUAAAUUGAAAAAGGCUUCAUCCGAACAGACUAUUAAUGAGAGUGAUUUAUAUAACUUAGAGGAUGAUUAUAGAACAAAUGAAAGCAGUUCUACUUUUGCACCUCAACUGCCUCUACCGCAAGUAAUCCCGCCAUUUAAUCAAAGGCUUGGCUUGCCACCUUUUUCGGUGCCUCCAAAUCCUUACCAUUUGUAUGGUCAAAAUUUAUAUAAUUUGUAUAAUCAGUAUUCCCAAUUCGCGCAGGCGGCGCAAGUUCCAGGAACAACUCCAUUGUUCGAUCCAACAAGAACUGCUAUGAAUUAUCCUGGUAUAUUUCCCACACCAGAACAAAUGUACCUAGAUGUUACUCAACUUGUUGCACCAAGUGUUCCACCAUCUACUGUUUCUACAGUCCCGCCAAUUCCACCAGUACCUUCUAUGCCUUCAAUGCCAUCUGUUUCGACUGUACCUCCUCCAGCACCAGCCCCUAUUGUUAUAUCAAAAGAGACGAAAGAAACUGGACGAACUCUUCCUGUAAAUGUUGUUAUAACUUCAUCUGACCCACUCCCAACAUGUACUACGACACCAGCACCUGUCCUGAGCGUGACUAUUCCAUCCAAGCACAUUAAAGGCACUACUGUUCAUAAUUAUCAGAUAACAAUGCCAUCCACAAAUGAGACUAAAGCGAUGACACCCCCCGUAUUUAGCUUUCCAGCAAAUGGUAAUAAAUCAAAUAACACAACCGCAUCACCUUUUGCUAGUUGGAAUCAGUCAAGUAUGUUUAAAAAUACACAAUCUCCUGCAGUAAGCAUUUCUAACGAAUCUAUGCUUUCUAAUACCAAGUCAUUUGGAGACGGACUAGACACUUCUACAACCGUUGUCGAUGGAAUAUUUACGCCAAACACUAGUCUGAACAAGUCAAGGACCUUGUCUGAGAAAAGUAAUACUUCGGUAGAAAAUUAUGAUCCAUGUCCUGAUUUUAAACCAAUCGUUCCUUUACCGGCUGAAGUGAAAGUGACGACAGGUGAAGAAGACGAAUGUACUAUAUUCAGUUCGAGAGCCAAAUUAUUCCGUUUUGUCGAUAAACAGUGGAAAGAGAGGGGAAUUGGUGAAAUAAAACUAUUAAAGCACAAAACGACUGGGAAAGUAAGAGUUCUAAUGCGCAGAGAACAGGUACAUAAAAUUUGUGCUAACCAUAUUAUAACACCCGAAAUGGAAAUAAAGCCAAUGAAGAAUGAAACUAAAGCUUACUUCUGGGUAGCUAACGAUUUUGCUGAUGAAACAGUUGUUUUAGAAAAAUUCUGUGUCCGGUUCAAGACAGCUGACAUAGCUAAUGAAUUCUAUGAAGUUUUUGAGAAAGCCAGAAAAGAAGCCUCAACUUUCAUCUCAACUGACUCUGGCUUGAAAUCUGAAGUCUCGAAGACAGAUACAAAUCAAUUUGAAGCUGCUGUCAAAGAAUUUGCAUCUACUACUUCACAACCUACUAAAACUGUAGUUGGUGGUUUCACAUUUAGCAGUACUCCAAAGUUCAAACCCGUAGAAAAUGACAAUAAAGAAGAUUCGAAAUCGUUAGAACCGGUGACAUCGAAAGCAAGUAUUUUUAGUGGUAUUACUUUCAAAACCACUACUUCUUCUCCAUUUAGCGGUAUAUUUGGUAUACCUAAUAAUCAAACAACAUCUAGCUCUGAUAAACCAGUUUCCAAUGUAGAUACUGCUAAAACAUUGAAUAGUUCUGACACUGUUGAAGAAUUCGAACCAAACGUAGAAUUUAAACCUGUUAUACCAUUACCAGCAUUAAUCGAACAAAAGACAGGAGAGGAAGAUGAAAAUGUCUUAUUUGAACAUCGAGCUAAAUUAUUGAGAUUUGAUGCUACUAAUAAGGAAUGGAAAGAAAGAGGCCUAGGAAACAUUAAAUUGCUUGUUCAUAAAGACAAUGUACAGAAAGUACGCUUAUUGAUGCGCAGAGAACAAAUAAUGAAAGUUUGUUGCAACCAUGCCAUUACUAAGGAAUUGGUAUUUCAGAAAAUGCCAAAUAUGGAUAAAGCUGUGACAUGGGGAGCAAAAGAUUACUCUGAAAAUGAGUUGGUGUCAGAAACAUUUUGUUUGAGAUUUAAAACAGCAAAGUUAUGUGAUGAUUUCAUGGAAGCUGUUCAAUCUGUCCAGUCAAAAAUGAAAGAAAAUCCUAAAGCUAUAAAGGAUGAACAAAAUGCUGCUAAACAAAGUAGCCAAAUUGGAUUUGGUGACAAAUUUAAACCUAAAGUGGGCUCAUGGUAUUGUGAAACAUGUUACACUAACAAUUUAGAGGAUUAUCUUAAAUGUGCGUGUUGUGAACAACCAAAACCAAAAGGCGCGGAUGACACAAAGGUUUCCUCUACCUCUACCCCUAACACGUCAUCAUGGGGUGACUCAUUCAAGCCAAAACCCGGUUCUUGGGAAUGCACCCAGUGCUUGAUACGAAAUGAAUCCAAUGUCGAUAUUUGUAAUGCUUGUAAUAGCCCGAAAGAUCCUUCAGCUCCAAAAGAAUCCAUCAAAGUUUCCUCAGAUGAUACACCUAAAUUUAUGUUUGGUAUUCCACAACAAACUUCAUUGAGUAUCCAAAACGCAGAAUCUGUAGCACCUAUGGAAUCUGUAGUGCCUGGUUGGGGUGACAAGUUUAAAGCCAAAGAAGGAUCCUGGGAAUGCAAAGAAUGUUAUGUCAGAAACGAAGGAGCAUUGGAUAAUUGCGGUGCUUGUAACAAUCCUAAGGACCCAAACGCGAAAAAGCAAGAGCCCAAGAGCUUAUUCGUAACGUCUGGACCUAAGUUUACCUUUGGCAUCCCUGCUGGCACGGGUAAUGAUACUACACCACAAAGUCAAACAACUUCUAUUUUCGAUGGCACUGGUACACAUAAAUUUAGUUUUGGUAUUCCAUCGACUGGUCAAGAUAAACCUCCGACUGUCGUGUCCUUUGGCGAUACAAAGUCUACAUCUAUAUUUGGUACUCCCAAAUCAACCACUGAAAAUGAACAACCUGUUAACUUUAGUCUAAAGAAUGGGGAAUCUGUAAUGAGUUCAGUAGCUACAAAGUCAGCAUUACUUCCUACUCCUAAUAUAAAUCCAAAUCCAAUUGCACUUGGAAAGAAAGAAGGCGGAACCUUCGACUUUGUAUUCAAACCCAAAACACCACCAAAAGGAAAAAGCCCCAUAAAGUCACCAAAGAGUGAUAAGGGCGAAGAGAGUGAUGGCAACGAAUAUGCAUCUGAAGAUGAGGGUCAUCAUAUACAUUUUAGUCCAGUCAUUCCUAUGCCAGACAAAGUGGAUGUUAUAACAGGCGAAGAAAAUGAGACGGAAUUAUAUGGUCAUCGCGCUAAGUUGUUCCGAUUUACAGCUGGCGAGUGGAAGGAACGUGGCAUUGGUGUUGUAAAAAUCUUAAAACACAAUAAUACCAAUAAAUUAAGGGUGGUGAUGAGACGUGAACAAGUUCUUAAAAUCUGCUUGAAUCAUACAUUGACGCCGGACAUUAUUUAUUCUUCAAAGGACGACAAAACAUGGCUGUUUGUGGCCAAUGAUUUUAGCGAUGGCGAGCUCAGUUUGCAUAACUUCUGUCUUAGAUUCAAAACUAAAGAGAUCGCUUUAGAAUUCAAAGAAGCAAUCGACAGAGCUAGAGGUGACGAUUCCAGCGAGAAGAGUCAUAGCGAUGCAAUUAAGAAAGAUUCCAGUGAUGACGUCGUAUUUGUAAGCGAAAUACAGGCUACUAAAGAAGAGAAGGAAAAAGCCAAGGAACUAAAGCUACCGGAAAACUUUUUUACCUAUACAAACAAAGCUCCAUGUUCUGGUUGUCGUGGCUGCAUAGAAGAUGAAGAUUCUAACAUAUCUUCGUCUAAUAGCUCAAUAGUUGUAGGAUCAACUGUCUCUACGACAAAUACAACAGCGUCUUUCAGUGCGCCUGCAUUCAAUAAAGCUGCAAUAUCAUCAAUGUCUACACCUACUAGAUCGUCCACAUUCUCGUUUCAGAGUCCAGCCACUUCUUGUUAUGGAACACCUAAUGUUCAAGAUAGAACAUCUGAUAAUUCAAUGUUCAGGACGCCACUUGGUUCGAUCGGUUCUAAUACAACCACCACACCUAGUGUUCACAAUAACAAUGUUCCUAAUAAUGACGCUACAAAUAAGGAAAAUACACAAAAGUUAAUCUUUUCCGGCCUCGGUGAACAAAAAACUUUAUUUGGUACUCCUCCAACUACAAAUGUAUUUUGUAGUACGGAGUCUCAAACACCCGUCAGCACAAAAACAAAUAUUUUAGCAGCACCCAAAUUAAAUACUUUGAAUACAUCUUCUGAAGAGAAACAAACUAUUGAUCCUAAAUCUGUUUUUGGAUCAAUAAAAUUAUCUGAUGUUGAACCAAAAUCAAUAUUUUCAUCAAAUAAGCCAAAUGAUAUUGAGCCUAAAUCAAUUUUUGCAUCAGUUCAAUCAAGCAAUGUGGAACCUAAAUCUAUUUUUGGAUCAAUUCAACAGAGUAAUGCAGAAUGCAAACCAUUUGGAUUUACAAACACGUCUACUUCUGUUUUUGGAAAUGCAGGAACAGGAACGUCGCUAAAUAAACCAAUAUUUGAUUUUAUAUCUGAAAAUAAAAAUGAAGGGAAUGAGAAAACUGAAAUAAAAUCAUUAUUUGGUUCAGAUGACCAAAAACCAUUUAAUCUGUUUAGCAGUGCAAACCAGGGAGGAAUAUUUGGACCUGCAGCUUUAUCGAAUAAUCAGGGCAAGCCUGGAUCUAUCUUUGGUUCAAGUGUAGGAUCUAGUUCCAAUUCAUCUCAAACUCAACCAUUCGGUUCUGGGAAAUCCAUAUUUGGUUUGGUUGGAGACCCAACAGCUCAGUGGACUGGAGCAAGCUUUGAAAAAAAAUCCAGUGAUGUCCCUGCUGCAAAUGGCUCUGGUGACAAGAAGAAAGAACCAACUUCCGAAGUUCCUGUGGAAUCACCUUUUAAAGUUGAUUCAAAUUUGUCUUUUGCUGCUCUGUCAUCCAGUAAUCCAGGAGGAUUUCAAAAGAAAGAUAACUUCCAAUGGGAAGGUGCCGGGCAACAGCUGUUUGGGGUUGGCCAGAAAUCGGCCAAUAAGGAGCUAGAGAAGUCUAAAAAUGAAAGCGGCGCCGGCGAAGAGGGGCUCGCAGCUGACGAGGAGUAUGACCCGCACUACGAGCCCAUCGUACCGCUACCAGAUAAAAUUGUUGUUACCACCGGGGAGGAAGACGAGGAAAAACUAUUUGGUGAACGUUGCAAGUUAUAUCGUUACGACGAAAAGACUCGUGAAUGGAAGGAGCGUGGGGUUGGCGAGAUGAAGGUCCUGUACCACCCGGGAAAGAAAAGCUAUCGCCUCCUACUACGACGAGAGCAGGUACACAAAGCCGUGUUGAACAUGCUACUGUUCAUGGACAUGGAGUUGCGGCCGAUGAAGAACUCGGACCGCGCGUGGACGUGGGCGGGCCGCAACUACGCGGAGACGCCCGCCGGAGACCAGGAGAUGCUCGCCGUCAGGUUCAAGUCCGUGGACCUCGCCACCGCUUUCCACGACAAGGUCGUCGAGUGCGUCAGGAAAUUGCAAGCUUCCGCCGCGCAAGCAAUAAGGGAGCAGCAAGAGACGAACAGCAAGCCGUUCGAGACCGUCGCGCCAUUGCGCCUACCAAAGCACAUGGCGGACAGCGCACGCGCAGACAACGUGAUGUCCGCUAAAACUGCGCAAGCGACCGCUGCGGCGAACUUCGCCAACGCGGGAGAUAGCAAGAAAAAUGGUGACAGUGCGGCGGCUGUCAGUGAAAUAUUCAAACAGGUCCACUUCCGGGAGCCGCAGGAUGCUCGGGAGGAGGAGGAGGACGAUGAGGAGGAGGGGUAUGAAGACUAUGAGCACAAUGAAGACUAUGAUGGAUAUUAUAAUGAGGAUGACGAGGAAUCGUCAACGUACUACUCGUGCGACGGCGAGGUGGUGGUGAAGCAGGGCGACACCGAGACUGUGUGCGAGCACGGACACGUCCAGGUGCUGUACGACCAGGACAUCUACUCGCCCAAGAUACUGGUCACCGACUCUGUCACGGGCGAAAUACUCGCCGACAUGCUGAUAUACACCGAUACCGAGUUCCAGAUGUCAGGCGACACGUGCGUGUGGUCGGGCACAGAUUACACCAGCAACGACCCGGUGUACAAGACGGUCACAGUUAACUUCCACGACAGUGAAACCGCGCUGCUCUUCUAUGACUGCUGCGAGACCAGCAAAGCUGCCACAUAUACGUCGACCGACCCGGAAUCAUAGGAAUUUUGCAUAAAGAAUUAAAUAAGUAUUGUAAUUUUGAAUUAGCAUAAUUUCGUAUCUGAUUUAGUUGUUAAGUCUUUAUAUUAUUGUCUAUCAAGUCUGUCAGACUAAAAAAUUGUUAGAAUCCAUUUUCUGUUAAACCUGUUUUUAUAAAUUCAGAUCUCAUUAAUGAAGGAUUAUGAUUAUUUCUUUCGUAUUUAAUCGUUUUAUAUUACUUUUGACAUGUUUUACUUUAAAUGUAUAAUUCAAAGGACGAAAAAAAAAUGUAAAAAUUAAAUCAUAAAUCUUGGUAUCUAAUUUACUUACCAUAAAUCAUUUAUCAAAUAUUCCGAAGAUUUUGUAUUAGACUGAAACUUUAUUAUUAUUGAAUGAUAGAUAACAUCUUGAACGGAAUAUAACAUAACAUACACCACGAUCAUAAGUAUUCAAUUCCGAAAAAUAAAACGCCUAUAAUAGUUUUUUUUAUUACUAUUAUUUGUAGUAUUAAGUGUGUAUGACUUCAUGUACAUGAGUGUGAAGACAUGUUCAGAGGUUAUUAGCGACACAUUGUUAUUUUUCGAUAUGUCGUAAACCUGUAGAAAAUGCCGCCCUCGAACCGGCUCGGUAUCAUUAUUCUAUUAGUUAAAAUAAAUAUUAAAUCGCCGAUAGCCCCUAGUAAGUGUAGUAAGUCAGCUAGACCCUAAAACGGCUGGUCUCGGUUUUAAAAAUGGCUCUUACUAUUAUUGCUUAUAGCGAAAGGAGAUCUAACCAAUGUUCUAAACUAAAUAAUGCACUUGAAAACAAAUGUUAAAUAUAUCAAUACACUAUUACAUUGACUUGUAAUGUUCCUAGUUGGUUAGGUCUUUUUAUAUAUUACAAUCAUGAAGCUACGACUAGAUCAUUAAUCCCAGUGCGUGUUACAGUCUCUCGUAGCUUUGUAUUGCUACAUGUAGCUAGCCUUCAUUCACAAAACUCAUUUAAUAUAAUACAAACACAUGUUGAUCAUUGUACAUUUUGUUUUCGUAUGUUUAUUUUUAUAGAUUUUAAUUAAAUCCUGAACUGGCCGUAGCGCUUUAGUAAUGAUGACUUUUGUGAGUAAAGGCUGUAAGAAAUAUUCUUCUAAAUAAAUAACCCUUUUUAAAUUGAAAUGAGAAAGGGAGUGUUACCUCUUUUAUUUGUUUGUUGAUGUUUUAUUAAUAUGUGUUAUUAUUAUGAAAAAAAUAUUUUGAACUUGAGUAUUUCCUUUUCUCAUUUGAAUUGUGAUAUUAUGUAACUUAAUUGAACAAAUAAAAAAUAUAAACCCA
This is a messenger RNA of Plodia interpunctella (Indianmeal moth), 10665 nucleotides long. Its product is annotated as E3 SUMO-protein ligase RanBP2-like. The transcript is spliced from 13 exons. Lineage: Eukaryota; Metazoa; Arthropoda; Insecta; Lepidoptera; Pyralidae. The record is from RefSeq and is a predicted model, not a curated record. Gene Ontology annotation, molecular function: protein binding; GTPase activator activity. The coding region runs from base 362 to 9382 and encodes 3006 amino acids. Gene Ontology annotation, cellular component: cytoplasm; nuclear pore. Gene Ontology annotation, biological process: intracellular transport.